AUGUUUGAGCAGUGGAGACUUUCAAUUGCACAAAACGAUUUUCCUUUAUUUGUCGAACUUAGCCAAUUACAGAAUAUAGAAACAGUAAAAGGUGGUGGCCAAAUUCGAGUCCGUGACUACAUAUUCGAUGAUUUAAACAUUUUUUUUUAUUGCAUUUUCUAUCGACGUCCUAUAUUUGUAGAACAUUGCUUAUCAGAAGGAGUUAAUGUAAACAUUACUACUUCUAAUGGUUGGUCGCCAUUAUUCAUUGCAAUUGCGCUUGAAUAUGCAGAAAUUGUCGAAAUUUUAAUAUUUUACGGAGCAAAUAUCAAUACACCAAAUAAAUACGAUAUAACACCCCUCCAAUUUGCAAUUCAAAUGAAAAAUAUCGAAAUAGUCAAAAUUAUUUUGAAAUCGAGACAACAAGUUACAGAUUUAGCAAAUACUUUGGCAUCAGCUAUAGUUUACGAUCAAACUGAGAUUGUAGAAAUAUUAAUUAAAAUGGGAGCAGAUCCAUUUACGAUGACUAAAAAGGGAGUACCUGCAAUUCAACUAGUGUCACCUACUCAGAUCAACAUUUUACACGCAUUUUCUAAUAGAGAAUCUGAUGAAGAUAGUUGUUCUUAUGAAGAGUCAUACGAAGAAGAAAUUUCGGAACCAGAAGAACCACAAAAGGCCGAAGAAAAAGAAACAACAGAAAUGAAAGAAGAUGAAAAUACUGAAAAACAGUCAGAAACAAAACAAGAAAUUCCUAAUUUUUCACCUGAUUCAAUGUCAUUGAAUGAGCUAUUAGAAAUGGUCAAGGUUAAGCCUUUUCCACCUAUUACACCAACAUAUCCAAUAGAAUUUUUAUAA
Trichomonas vaginalis G3 is the source of this 834-nucleotide messenger RNA. Its product is annotated as spectrin binding. NCBI's taxonomy places the organism in Eukaryota, Parabasalia, Trichomonadida, Trichomonadidae. Gene Ontology annotation, molecular function: protein binding. The coding region runs from base 1 to 834 and encodes 277 amino acids. The transcript has a single exon. The record is from RefSeq and is a predicted model, not a curated record.